GAUUGGACAAAAAAGCGAAUUCAAACACUAUAAAUGGUCUUCACAACAUAUUUCCUCCAAUCGGCGUUUAUGCUAUUUUCCAUUGCGCUAAUUUCAUCGACAAGUGCAGGGGUUUAUAGUCCUCGACGAAUUGUAUUACCUGAUGAUGAAGAAAUGCAACGAGAAAUGAUAAAUGAUUUGUUGCAAAGAGAUUAUGCUGAUCGAUAUCGAACAUAUCUAGAAAAAGGUUUAGCUGCAGCUUCGAAGAAUACUAUCGAUGACAUUGAGAUACAUCCUGAACUGCAUUCAUCCAAUAAGCGGGGACAAACAUUUGUUAGAUUUGGUAAAAGAUCACUAACUUCUGCUGGUUUUGAUAAAUAAAAAAAAAAGAACAAAAAAAGGAGCACAGUCCAAAUGAUAAAGAACUGCUGAAAUCCAAUUAAUUAUCUUUACAACAAUCUCCACUGGGUAUUCAUUUCAUGCGCAUAUUUGCUUUUGAAUCUACUUACUGCAUAAUGUUUAAUUUCAAUUGGUAAUUUCGAUUAUUCAUUUCAAUAUCAUUUCAUUUUUACUUUAUCAUUUCUUUAAAGUAUUAUUCAGUUUUUGGAUUCCGAAUCCUUCAUUUCAUAUUAUACCCCGUAAAAUUUCAUUCAAUCACAUUGAUCCAUUUUAUAGCUGUAAUUCUACGUGUUAUCAUCUCUUAUUGUAAUCUUAUCAUUUAACAUCUCCUUAUUCAUUGUUAUCUUUUAUGUAAUAUUUGGAAUUAAACUGCAGUCAAGUAUAUCGAUUAAAUGUUAAAAGAAGAA
Molecule: messenger RNA, 785 nt
Organism: Loa loa (African eye worm)
Lineage: Eukaryota; Metazoa; Nematoda; Chromadorea; Rhabditida; Onchocercidae
Exons: 4
Coding region: 34-360 (108 amino acids)
Source: RefSeq, a predicted model, not a curated record